Messenger RNA from Mangifera indica (mango), 2177 nucleotides. RefSeq lists its product as uncharacterized. The record is from RefSeq and is a predicted model, not a curated record. The transcript is spliced from 2 exons. The coding region runs from base 410 to 1348 and encodes 312 amino acids. Lineage: Eukaryota; Viridiplantae; Streptophyta; Magnoliopsida; Sapindales; Anacardiaceae.
UAAAUGUAAAAGCUAAUGUGCCCUUCCCAGAACAUGCUUAAAUGCUAAUUAGAGUUAACCACGUGUGCGGUUCUCGAACCUCCGCUAUGCGCCUUUUUUGUUUUUCUCAUUUUUCAAUAGACGAAACAGUGCGCUGUUCCAGUGCAGGACACGACGUCGUCUAUCAUUGGCUAAUAUGAGUGGGACCGGGGCUACCCUUCGAUUAUGUCAGAUACGUUUGCUUUGUAGUGGGCCCCUCUCAAUUCAUGCCUUUCUAGUGUUACCUAAUGUUGCCGUAGACACGUGGUGCUUUCACGACGAGUGAUAUCUACUCCUGCUAUGAUUAUCGCCUGAAUUCCCUCUAUCAGAGUCUGAGGGGUACAGAGAGACGGAAAGAGAGAGUAAAGUUAGAGAAUAGAGAGACGUGGAAAUGGACGUUCAAGCUAAAGAAAGAUGGCGCAUGCUAACAUGCGCUGGUGCUGCGCAGGAUAUAAAUGUUGUCGACAGAAUAAUGCGCGGAUUCCGGCCGAUUGCGCCGAAACCAGUCGCCGGAGAUCCGACUUCAGGUAAUUUUCAAGCGGUUAACAAGAACCUGGUGGUUAGUAAUGGUAGAUCUAAGAGAAAGUACGUUAGGGUUCGGAAGAAUAGAGGUUACAGGAGAAAUAAGAAUAAUAAAACGAGUAGUGAUCCUGAUGGAAGUUGUAAUAAAGAUGGCAUGGAUAAUAAGAUCGUGACGCUACAGCUGUUACCAGAGAGAGCUGAUUUACAGUAUUCGGAAAGGAGAGAGCCGUGGUGCAAUAUUAAUGCCGAUGGUACGGGAAUAGCGAUUGAGAAAGUGAAAGAGAAGGCGGUAACUGAAAAUAAUACAGAUCUAGGGUUUGAAGAAGUAGGAGGGUUAGGUUUGAGAGAUGAGAAGGCGGAGAAGAGUGGCGAUAGGGUGGUGGAGACGUGGGUGACCAUGGAGAGAGUUAUGAGUAGUGAUGAUGAUCAAACAUGCAAGGAUGGGAGAGGAAGGUUAGGCAUUGAAGACGUUGAAAUAAUGAUGAAUCUGGAGAAGGACAAGUGUCCGGGGUUCAUAUCAGACGCCUUAAAUAAAGUGAAGUGGGUGAAUGGAGCUUAUAGGAAGAUGGUGACGGUGAGGGAAGAGAGUGAGGGUGAGGGAGAGAAGACGAGAGUGGAGGUGUUGUUGGGGAUGAAAGAGAAGUUGCCGUGGUUAUUCAGUUCAUUGACGUGUAAAGUGAGGGUCGAGUACACGUGGAAGGACAAGUACUGGAAGAAGAUGGUAAUGCCGUGUGAUGUUUGGAGAAUGGAAUGUGGAGGAUAUGCAUGGCGGCUUGACGUUGAGGCUGCGCUGAGUUUGGGUCGUUGAAGACGCCUGCUACUUAAAAGGAAUAAUCAGGCUUCGUCUUCAUACAUACAUGGAAUCGAUGCCUCCAAGAAGCAGUAGUGACGAAGCAAGCAGCGAACAAAGUCCAAAGUGUAAAUAUUUUAAAUAUGCAAAUGCAUGCAGUAAUAUUUAUACAUACAUCUUUACUAUCUUAUAAGAUAGGAUUUCGGAUUCGAAGUCUAAGAACUGUAGUGCAGAUAAUAUUAAGUAAUGUGGAGACUUUAUGUUGUCAGGUUUGGGUGAAAACUAAGCUGUUAAAUUUAUCGACCUAGAAUAGCUGAGAAAGAUCCUAAAUUUAGAGCAAUGUAUUUUCAAUAUCCCGAAUUUCAAAUUUUAGGCUAUUUGCCAAUGCUAACGGGAAAAAUCAAUUGGAAUAUAAAAUGUACUGUUUAAAUAAUGAGUUGAUUGUUAAGUAAUAUAUUUUGAAUAAGAUUUAAAAAAAAGAAAUAGUUAGAAUAGAAAAUUUUAAAUUCCAAUUAGAUAUGACCGCGAGUCGUAUUGGAUUGUAUUAUGUGCGAUCCAUUAUGCCAAAUCAUAGACUGCCAAAUGGUUGUCCUUGUGGGUGCUGUUGGCCUAGGAUAGACACAAUUUAGGGUUGUGCUGUGAAUCUUUUACGGAUUGGUUCAUAUAUUUUGAUGGUUUGGUCUACCAUUUUAUAUAUAUUAAAAUUUUUAAUUUUUUUUUGUUUUUCACGGGCCGUAUCUUAAGGUCUGGAUACGGCCUGCAAAGCGACAAGGCUAUUCUAAAAUUGAGAGAGUUGGGCCGUGUCAUGGGUUGGCCUGACCAAGAAUUAAUUGUUCACUUUUUUUUU